UAAGAAGUGAAAAAUGGAAAUAGAUGAGGCGAGAAACAUUCUUUCAAAGCACUCAAUAUAGGCAAUUGAAUAAUUCUUCAUCACAGUUAAUCAAAGGAUGGAUGGGUUUGAUGAGAAUAUGGGUGAUGAGGGAGUGGUGCCCCACCCUCCACCUCUGCCUAUUCAUGGCUUUUUUGCACCUUCCCCUGAGGUAGAGCUCUACGCAGACGACUAUGCCAAUGCCCCUUUACACGAUAAUCAAUCACGGAUUUUCACACAUGAAGAUGAAGAUGAAAAUGGAGGUCCCCUACUUCCAGAUCCUAGCCAAAUGCGUGAACAAGGCGCUGCUUUUCGCGAAUGGCGACGACAAAAUGCCAUAUACCUAGAGGAGAAAGAGAAAAAAGAAAAGGAGUUGCGUAAUCAGAUAAUUGCAGAAGCGGAAGAAUACAAACAGAAAUUCUACGAGAAAAGGAAUCAAACAUGCGAGACGAACAAAGCUGAGAACAGGGAAAGGGAGAAAGUUUACAAUAAGCAACAAGAGAAGUUCCACAAAGACGCUGAUCAACAUUUCUGGAAAGCAGUUGCAGAGAUAAUACCGCGUGAAGUCCCCAACAUUGAGAAAAGGAGAGGGAAAAAAGAUGACAAUAACAAGAAGCCCUCAGUUGUGGUUGUUGAAGGCCCGAAGCCCGGAAAGCCCACCGACAUGUCGAGAAUGCGCCAAAUGCUAAUGAAGUUGAAGACAAAACCCCCACCACACAUGAUGCCAAAGAAAGAAGACGAAAAAAAACCGUCAAAGGAAGGAAAAGAGCCGUCGAAGGAAGGAAAAGAUGAUAAAAAAUCACCUAAAGUUGGUGAAGAUGGGAAGAAUAUUAUUGUUGACACUGUUUCACCAGUUAAAGAAGGUCAUCAGUCAACUCCUAAAACACCUAAGUCGGACGAAGUUUCCGCUAAUAAUGAAGACAAGGCCAGCGUGGAGAAUGAGUCAUCCCUCGUCUCCAAUUAAUUAUUAUUUAUUAGUAUUUUAUUUUAUUUUUGUGUCGCUCCUUACAAAUAAUAGAGCAUCUUCUUAUGACAUUUCUGUUGUUGGGAGAAGCUGCAGCCUCAGCUAUCUUCUAGCUAAGAUGCUUUAAUUAGUUUUGUUUCACAUUCUCUUUAUUCUUUUCAUCGCUACGUGGAUUCGUAUUUAUUGUCAUUUUCUUUUAGAAUAUAAGAUAUUACACAAUGGGAUUGGACGCUUG
Messenger RNA from Striga asiatica, 1217 nucleotides. The record is from the annotation of a GenBank genome assembly. Lineage: Eukaryota; Viridiplantae; Streptophyta; Magnoliopsida; Lamiales; Orobanchaceae.